GAUAUCAUUUCAGCUGACAAGCAAAAUGGCUACUUGGGUUCCUGCAAGUCAGUUGCUCCUCAUUGCACUGUUGAGCUGGAAUGUCCUUUCCUUUCCUGCUAAAAAAGGCUGGAGCCAACGUGAUCCUUAUGAAGUCAGUUGGUCUAACAUGGAAAGUCUUCCUGCCAACAGUUAUCGCUCAUCCCUAGGUGCUCUUGCACAGCCUUCCGUUGUGAGUUACCCUGCAGUGGAGGACAGAGUGUAUUAUAGUCCUGUAGCCUAUCCAGCAAGCUCCAGCCUUACUCCGGAAAAGUCCAGUGAGGCUUCAUGGAAUGCUCCUCCUCCUGUUUGGGAUCCUGUGGAAGAGUCCACGACCACAUCUAGAAAAUCUCCGCCCACACCUGACAUCGGCCUUCCCCCUCCACCUUUCUAUCAAGCAGGCACGCUUGACCACUAUGAAGCAAACUUUGACAACGGUAACAGGGAAACUGAAGACCUGAACUUUCCUGCACCACCUCUUCCAUAUCCUGGCUUCCAGGCUGGUGCAUUGAGUCAGUUCACAUCCAUCCUUGAGAAUGGAAAUGAAGAGCGGGAAACAGAAGAACAAGGCUUCAUGCCGCCGCCUCCCUAUGCCUCAGCGCCGCAGGGAGAUAAGGUGUUUGCUGUAUCUCCGACAAUCCCUGCGCAACCAGUUCCACAAGCGCUGAGACCAGUUAGACGGAGCCAGUUCUACCUCUUCUUGACUGGUCAGCUUCCUCCUGGCACGUACACUCACUUUAAGUCAGACUACGAGACCGGCAAAGACCACUCGGAUGAAGUCCAUUAUGAGAUCUAUAAAUUCCCCACUCAGGCUCAGCAGACCCAGGACUACAUCAAAGCUUAACCUGCACUGUGGGUUGUUCCAACAACUUGAAGCAGAUCAGGGUAAAGGCGACUCUAGUAGGCUCUGCAGUUUACUCAGAUGUGUAUGUAAUGUUUGCUUGUGUGGAUUUUGAAUAAAAGGCUA
Anoplopoma fimbria (sablefish) is the source of this 985-nucleotide messenger RNA. RefSeq lists its product as uncharacterized. Lineage: Eukaryota; Metazoa; Chordata; Actinopteri; Perciformes; Anoplopomatidae. The transcript has 3 exons. The record is from RefSeq and is a predicted model, not a curated record. Bases 26 to 862 code for a protein of 278 amino acids.